UGGGAACAGUCAUGUUUGUUGAUUAAGCCAAUCUGAGCGUGAGAGCAUAUCCGCAAUCGCUCUUGUCAAACCGCGGGUACGGGUUGUCUGCUGGCUGCUGUUGUACGGUUACGACGAGCAUCUUCGGAGAAUAAGAAGGUUUUGUGUGCGCGUCCUUUCCUUUCUGCUCAGAGGUAUUUGCCGCUGUCUAGUAAGUGCUGUUCACAAUGGAUACACAAAGAAACACCAGCAUUCGAAGCGGUUAGGCCUAGCCGCACCAUCAAAUCUGUGUUUGUGGAAAGUUUUCGGAUUCUACGUUGCGCUGACGAGUGUGAUAGUGUUGUUUUCGUUAAUUUGUUUACAUUUCGCAAAUGGCGCUAGUGUGCUGCAAUCAGCGCUAGUUUCGACCAAACAAAGUUGUUAAGCCUAUUCUGUGUUUUUACGUGGCUAUUUGACUAUUGAUGCCAUAAAUCAUGUAUCCGGCCCGCCACCCUGGCCCACCUCCUCAGGCAGGCCAGCCAUUUAAAUUUACGGUAGCUGAAUCCUGUGAUAGAAUAAAAGAAGAAUUUUCCUUCCUACAAGCCCAAUAUCAUAAUUUAAAAUUAGAGUGUGAAAAAUUAGCAAGUGAAAAAACAGAAAUGCAGAGGCAUUAUGUGAUGUAUUAUGAAAUGUCCUAUGGUCUCAAUGUAGAAAUGCACAAACAGACUGAAAUCGCCAAAAGGUUAAAUGCCAUCAUAGCACAAAUUUUACCGUUCCUAUCUCAAGAGCACCAGCAGCAGGUGGCAGCUGCGGUAGAGAGGGCGAAACAAGUUACCAUGACAGAACUGAAUUCCAUUAUUGGGGGCUCUGUUGAUAUGAGGUGGCCGACAAAUGCAGUGCAACAGAUGCAUGCCCAGCAGCUUCCUCCUCACGCGCACGCGCCUCCCCUUCCCAUGAUGCCCCACGCGGCAGCCAUGGCGGGACUCCAACCUCCUACCUUACCCCCUAGCAGUGCAGCAGGGCUGCUAGCGCUAUCGAGUUCCUUAGCGGGCGCUGGACCCGCAGCACACCUUUCAGCCGCUGUCUCCUCUGCUGCUGCCCUCAAGGACCACAGGGACGAAAAGAGGUCGAGCUCAGCUCAUAGCUCCGAAGACAGACACGAUAUGGCCUCUGCUCUCCUGAAUAUUAGAGCUAAAGCCCUCUUAGCAGCAGAGCGAAAUUCCAUAUCACCCAAUGAUAGGGAAAAGUUUAGAUCUCGGUCUCCAGACGUUGAUCAUGAUUUAAAGAAACGGAAAAAAGAAGAAAAAUGCAUGGAUAGUGAUGGUGAAAAAAGUGACCAAGAGCUGGUUGUAGAUGUUGCAAAUGAGGAUUCUGUGGGUCCUCCAAAUGGUGCGCCAAGCCCUCGUGAAAAUGGAACUGACAAAGUAGUAAAAAAGGAACAUGGUUCACACAGUCCUCAUAGUAGUAUAUCAUCAAAUGCCAGUACUCCUUCAUCCAAACAUAAAGAUAAUGAAAAGUCUACUACUCCUGUUCCAAAAUCUGUGACUCCAACUAGUUCUGGCGGCAGCACUCCUGGCUCCAGUGGUAUGAAAUCUCUUCCUAAAGCUCCUCCUUUGGGCCCUACUUACCCUUACCCUUUACAUGGCCCUGCAGGAGGGCAUCCUGGUCUUCCAGCUGAUCUUAGUUCCAGUGCCGCAUUUUCUCAGGGAGUUCUUCAUAGCAAUAUGUCUCCAGCUCUUAAUAACUACUCUCGGACUUUGGUUGGCUACGAUCCUCAUCCAUCAAUGCGUGCACCUGCAUUUGGAGCUAUUUCUGGUGGAAAACCAGCUUAUUCCUUCCAUGUAAGUGCUGAUGGCCAAAUGCAGCCUGUUCCAUUUCCUCCUGAUGCACUAGUAGGCUCAGGAAUACCAAGACAUGCUAGACAAAUAAAUACCCUUAGUCAUGGCGAGGUAGUUUGUGCAGUAACUAUUUCCAAUCCUACCAAAUAUGUCUACACUGGUGGAAAGGGUUGUGUUAAAGUGUGGGAUAUCAGCCAGCCUGCAAGUAAAACUCCAAUUUCACAAUUAGACUGUUUGCAAAGGGAUAAUUAUAUCAGGUCUUGUAAAUUAUUACCCGAUGGAAGAACACUUAUAGUUGGUGGUGAAGCUAGUACUAUCUCUAUAUGGGACCUUGCUGCUCCCACACCCAGAAUCAAAGCAGAGCUGACUUCAAGUGCCCCAGCAUGUUAUGCUUUGGCUAUUAGCCCUGAUUCAAAAGUAUGUUUCAGCUGCUGUAGUGAUGGUAACAUUGCAGUUUGGGAUCUUCAUAAUCAAACUCUAGUCAGGCAAUUUCAAGGCCAUACUGAUGGUGCUAGCUGCAUUGACAUCUCUAAUGAUGGGACUAAGUUAUGGACUGGUGGCCUGGACAAUACUGUACGUUCUUGGGAUUUAAGAGAGGGCCGACAACUUCAUCAGCAUGACUUCAGUUCCCAAAUAUUUUCACUUGGAUACUGUCCUACUGGAGAGUGGCUUGCCGUUGGUAUGGAAAGUAGUAAUGUUGAAGUACUACAUUGUACGAAGCCUGAUAAGUAUCAACUUCAUUUACAUGAAAGCUGUGUACUUUCUCUGAAAUUUGCAUCGUGUGGUAAAUGGUUUGUGUCUACUGGCAAAGAUAACCUCCUAAACGCAUGGCGUACGCCUUAUGGUGCCAGUAUUUUCCAGUCCAAAGAAUCAUCUUCUGUUUUGAGUUGCGACAUUUCAUCUGAUGACAAAUACAUUGUCACAGGGUCAGGAGAUAAGAAGGCUACAGUGUACGAAGUAAUCUAUUAAAUAUCAUUCAUCUUGUACUUCAACUCAUACAGACAUUCCUACAAUGCACUGGUUUGAACUGGAGCUAAAACCAGAGCGUGAUAAGCCAAGAAAUUUUAAGCAUGUAAAAUGUACAGUCUCUUGAACGGAUUGGGGUACUGUUGUGUCUUUAAAGUUUUUCAUUUUCUGAUUGACUUUGGAGUUGCAGCCUUGUUAAAUGUCUGAAUCAGAGUGGAAGAUGAAGUGAAAGCAUCCCAAGAAUGUUCGCUUCAAAUACAUGCUAGUACUGCCAGUAUUUCCAAUAAAUGUGUUGAUUGUCCUGCUGGCAGCUUGUUGAUAACAAUUGGUGAAAUAAUAUUGUACAGUAAUUUUAACAGAGAACUGUCUGCUUGUUUCUUUUUUUAGGGAAAGACAGUUUUGCAUUCUUUAGCUUAUCACAGUUGUCCAGUUUUUUCCUUAAGUGAUUUAUUUUUCCAUGCACACUUUAACAGGCUCAUCUAAGAAGAAACAACUCAACACUUAGAAUUCGAGAUCCAUAAUCAUACUAAAUGACGAGAUCUGUUGUUUUAAAAGACUUUUUAUCUUAUUAAUCAGAGCUGUGAAAUGACAUCAUAAGCUCAAAUUCUUGGGUUCUACUCAGGGUUUAAAAAGUUAAAUGAAAUCCUAAUUUGUGUAUUUCUUGCCAUAAGUUGCUUUUUUUCUCCUUCUUUUUGAGUGAAUGUAAAAAAAAAAGGAAAACUUUCUUCUUAGUUAAAUAAGAAGUUUUAUUUCCCCUGGAAAAAGUAUUAUUGAUCACAAUCUGCUAUUUUUCAAUUUAAAUUUACUUGUUUUCUUCUUUCUUUUUCUAUUGCUUCUCCACCUAAAGGGCAUUCCAGUGAGUACUUAAAUGGAUAAUUUUUCCUAGCAAAAUUCCAUUAAACAUUGUUUCAUUACUCAAUAUUUCUGCAUCUCUUGUUGAAUAUAUUUUAAUAAACAAAAUUAUAAAUUGUAUAAAUUUAAUUAUAUUAAUUGAAGCAUUAAAACAUUAGAAGUAUAUUUAAUUCUUUAAAUUAUUUAGUUAUUUGAUUUUUUGCACAUAAAAAUUAGCAUAAAUUGACUAUUAAAUAAACUAUUAAGCUGAUGUUAUAGCAGAGUUUAUUAUAAAUAUGUCAAUAUGAUAAAUAAAAAUAUUUAUGAAAUUAUACCAAGAGUUCAAAUUUUUUCUGUAAAAAAAAAACCUUUCAUCACAGGAAGAAAUAAAGUUUUAACUUGUCGUUAUACCAUAAAUACAUUAAAUGCAAAGGCCAAAUGAAAGACAAAAAUUGGAUAUUUAUUUAUUUAUUACUUUUUUUUUUCCUUUCAAUGUUUUUAACAGAUGUCAGAAUUUAUUAUUUAAUCUAGAGGUUUUAUUUAAGGAAUAUUUAAUGUACAUCAAACUAAGACUUUUGAAAUUGGAUGUAAAGCUUAGAUGUUUGAAGUGAAGGAGCAUUUAUAUAAAGGACUAAGGAUUAGUUGAUAAUGAUUAAAAUGACUGGUGAUUCUUUCAUAUUUUUGUUACUUAACAUAUAAGAGAAUGAAAAGAGUUUUAAGAUAUUUAUUUAAACUUUUUUAGGAAAGGACUGCAUGUGAAAUAAGUUUAAAUUUUUACAAAGUCUUUUUUAAUACAUGUAUGGUUUCUAGACAACUUUUUCUAUAUUUUUAAGCAGAUAUUAUAAGCUGGAAAAUGUGUGGAAAGUGAGAUUUAGUAAAUGUAAGAAUUAAUUUUUCAAGAAAUGAUGCAGCUGAUUCUUGUUAUUUUAGUACUAAUCAAAACCAAAAUUGGAAAAUAAGAAUUUAGAAUUUACAACUCUCUUUAAAAGAAAUUAAAAAAAAAAAAAAAAUUUAUUGGAUGUAAAAUAUUAACUGAUAUGCAAAAAAAAAAAAAAGUUUUAGUUGCAUUUUAUGUAUAAAAUGAAUUUUAGAAUAGGAAAAUGUCUAUAUCUAAGAUUUAAAAAUAAAUAAAUAAAAUAAAAAAACAUUUUGAAUUCACAUUCUGUAAAAUUUCCAAGAAUUUUUAUCUUUUUAUUUAUUUAAAUUUCUUGGAUAUUUUGUUACAUGAUUUUAAAUAGCAAGAAAACAGAAGCAUCAUUGAAAUAUUGUAAAUUUAUAUCCUAAUGGACAAACAUAUAAAAUUAACCUAAGAUUAAUUGAUGAAAAAUCUUAUUCUAAUGAAACUGAGCCUCAUCUACAUAAAAAUGAGUAGUCUUUCUAAUCUGCAUGUAUUUGAUUGUAUAGUGCUGAUGCUUUUUCACUUUCCACUAUUUUAAGAGUUUAUUUUGUUGGCAAUUGAUUUGCAUCAUUUUCAUGUCAUGCAAUUGAAAAAGAAAAAAAAAAAAAAAGAAAAAAAGAAAACCUUUUCCUACGUAGGUCAAAUCAUGUACAAGGGACCUGGAAGGGUCCACCAGAUCGAUACAAGCUGUGUGUUGUGCUAUUUUGUAAUAAACACUUCCAUGCUUU
Messenger RNA from Argiope bruennichi, 5219 nucleotides. It is a transcript of the gene gro, whose product is annotated as transducin-like enhancer protein 4. Gene Ontology annotation, molecular function: protein binding; transcription corepressor activity. The record is from RefSeq and is a predicted model, not a curated record. Gene Ontology annotation, cellular component: transcription regulator complex; nucleus. Gene Ontology annotation, biological process: regulation of DNA-templated transcription; negative regulation of canonical Wnt signaling pathway. Bases 453 to 2765 code for a protein of 770 amino acids. The transcript has 24 exons. NCBI's taxonomy places the organism in Eukaryota, Metazoa, Arthropoda, Arachnida, Araneae, Araneidae.